UGAUCAUUCUUCAUUGCUCACGUACCUGUCCUCAGCGUAUUUAUUGUGACGACAAUAUUCCAAAGUUUUUACAAGUUAUUACGAAUCGUGUACCACUUUUUCAACAUGGACGUUUUUAAGGCAGGGCCCCCUGGAGUCACGAUCAUUACUCGAAAACAAUUUUACGACAUUAUGCAAGGGUAUACCAAUAACGACAUUAACAAAAAUUGGACUAUGCUGAAUCUUUUUUUUUUGAAUUCUCAAAAUUAUUCAGAAGAACAACGAAAAACGAAAAGAAGUUAUACAUAAAUUGUCAAAUCUAAAAUCAGAAAUAAAACGUAGAUAGAUUGCCGUACAUAACAUAG
Acanthoscelides obtectus is the source of this 344-nucleotide messenger RNA. Lineage: Eukaryota; Metazoa; Arthropoda; Insecta; Coleoptera; Chrysomelidae. The record is from the annotation of a GenBank genome assembly.